CUUGAAUUCAGCUACAAAGUUAAUCUACAUACGUAACUAUAUCUACCAGAGCCAAUCUACCUGACAAAAAUAAACACAUAGAGCCUGCCACUCACUAACCUCUAUCACUUCUUACAUGAAAAAACGUGUCACUCACUAACUUCUAUCACUUCUUACAUAAAAGUUACCACUCUAACACAGCAACCACUCUAACAAAGCAACACGCCAACAACAUCCAUUUAAUUAUAAAGACAAGAUUCACUUUCAAUACGUGCUACAUUCUUCCUUAGCUUUUCUUUUUCACACAUUUCAUCACUCUUCCAUCAAUUCUCCUUACUGCUAAUCACUACAAGCCAAUGGCCAACCACAUAACACCCAUAACUGAUUUAACCAUGGAAAAUAGAAACUGGACAGUCCGUGCGUUACUCGUAGAGAUGUCCGCUAUCAGAACAGCCAAGACCAGUGGAAAGCCCUACAGACGAUACGUCUUUGUUGACACACAGGGCACCAAACUCAUGACGUGUGCCUUUUCUGCGGACAUGGAAGCAUAUGAUCAUUGUUUAAAACUCUUUAAGACCUACGAGAUAUUUGCUAAACAAGGCAAAGAGUACAAGACGGAUCUACCAAACUUCAACUCUCAAAUCCAGCUCUAUCUCAACAAACACUGCAGCAUCGUCCCUGUUGAAUCUGAUCCCAUAUCUUCUCUAACUGGAAAGCCAUCUUUCAAAAAGCUCUCAUGCAUUGUUGAUUGCCUAGCAACAAAUGAGUACAUCGAUGUGGUCGGUGUACUGAUAGAUGUUGCAGAACAAAAGCAAAGAAACAAACGUCAACAACCGACCUCUUCCAACAUUAUAGGAGAUCGUGUUCAAGAGAUUGUAAUCGUAACUGAGGAAUGCUACCGACAAGACUGACCUUAUGGAAUGAAUUGGUGGACGCUGAAGGAAAAUACUUCACAUCCAUUGUGAAGGAAAGACCUAUCAUUGCGGCCCUCCACCUGAAAGCAACACUAUAUGCAGGAAUUUCGUUGUCUGCAAUUUCCAUGGCAAAUUUUAUUGUUGAUCCUCCAUAUCCUGAAGCUGACAAUCUAUUGAGCUGGAAACUCAAUAAUAAGCAAGGUGAGUACAAAAUCAAGGGAUGUUUGUCAAUCAAAGUGGAUAAGAAAGUGCAACUCCACUACAACGCCUGCGAUAAGUGUUACACAUCAACUCCAGCACCAACAGCACGGCAGUUUUUUUGUUUAAGGUGCAAAUCUGUCCAAUCGUCAGAGCAAAAGUCAAUUCUGCGCUUACAGAUUGUUGAUCAGACAGGAUCAAUUACCUGCGUUGCUUAUGACAAUAUAGCGCAACAAAUUCUGAACUUUGACAUACCAGAGUCAAAUGAACUAGGACAACAGGAAAUCAUUUCACUAUGCAAUCUGCGCAAUCAAGAACUUGAAAACCAAUCAUACCUCUUUCACAUAAAGAAAAAGGCCGCCGCACCAUCCCAAACAGAAACACAUACUUACACACUUAUGUCUGCUUCCAAAGAAAACAAAGAUAAGGAAAUUGAUGCCGAAGAAACAUUGUCAAAUAACUACCCUAUUGUACCCAAACACACUGGGAUAACACCUGAAAUGCAGGAGAAGGCAACCUGCACAACUGCUACCUUAGAAUCAUCUGUUCCUGGUAAAUAUGCAAAGAACUUGCUUCCACUGUUCAAUGAGUUGGAAUCUAUCAAUGAUCAGAAAUCAAAGGAUCAAGCAUCAACGGUCAAGAAUUCUGUCGCUCCACCGAAAGAAUCCAAAAAAUAGUUGUCAAGCUUUUC
Messenger RNA from Andrographis paniculata, 1782 nucleotides. Its product is annotated as replication protein A 70 kDa DNA-binding subunit D-like. The transcript is spliced from 11 exons. The record is from RefSeq and is a predicted model, not a curated record. Lineage: Eukaryota; Viridiplantae; Streptophyta; Magnoliopsida; Lamiales; Acanthaceae. The coding region runs from base 872 to 1768 and encodes 298 amino acids.